ACACACACACACACACACACACACACACACACACACAGAAGAACUGAAGAAGAUGGGUAUACCAAGAAACACAGGAGGAGGUGUAGAUGUGCUAAGUGAAAGAGCAAAAGUGAUGAGAGAUGCAGUGGAGAAGAGUCAAUCCAUUACAGACAAUGUGGUCAAUAUCUUGGGUUCUUUUGAUCACCGCCUUUCUGCUCUUGACACUGCUAUGCGUCCCACUCAGAUAAGGACUCAUGCUAUUAGGAAAGCUCAUGGAAAUAUUGAUAAGACUUUAAAGGCUGCUGAGGUUAUACUGUCCCAAUUUGAUAUUUCUCGUCAGGCGGAAGUUAAAAUACUUAAAGGGCCACAUGAGGAUCUAGAAAGUUAUCUUCAAGCAAUUGAACAGCUGAGAAACAAUAUUCGCUUCUUCAGCAACAACAAGAGCUUCAAGAGUAGCGAUGGAGUGCUCAGUCAUGCUAAUAGUUUGCUAGCCAAGGCUAUUUCAAAGCUCGAAGAGGAGUUUAAGCAGCUCUUGUUAUCUUAUAGUAAACCUGUUGAACCUGAUCGGCUCUUUGAGUGUCUCCCAAAUUCAAUGCGACCAUCAUCUGGAUCACCUGGACACCAGGAGUCUAGUGGUAAGAACCGUCUGUCCAAUAGCAAUGCUGAGCAAAAUGGUGCAGAAAAUGCUGUCUUCACACCGCCAGCUCUUAUACCUCCAAGGAUCCUGCCUUUACUGCACGAUUUAGCCCAACAGAUGAUUCAAGCUGGUCAUCAACAGCAAUUUGUAAAAAUAUACAGGGAUACGCGUUCUCCUGUACUGGAAGAAAGUCUUCGCCUUUUGGGAGUGGAAAAACUUAGCAAAGAUGAUGUUCAGAAGAUGCAAUGGGAAGUUCUGGAAGCUAAAAUUGGAAAUUGGAUUCAUUUUAUGCGAAUUGCUGUCAAAUUGUUAUUUUCUGGGGAGCAUAAAGUGUGUGAUCAAAUAUUUGAGGGAUUUGAUUCACUCAAGGAUCAAUGUUUUGCUGAAGUUACUACCUCGAGUGUCGCAAUGCUCCUUAGUUUUGGUGAUGCAAUUGCAAAAAGCAAAAGAUCACCUGAGAAGUUAUUUGUGCUUCUAGAUAAGUAUGAAAUAAUGCGGGAACUUCAUUCAGAGAUUGAAUCACUUUUCAUAGGUAAAGCUUGCAAUGAAAUUAGGGAAUCUGCCUUUGGUUUGACAAAGCGACUUGCCCAGACAGCCCAAGAAACCUUUAGUGACUUUGAAGAAGCAGUUGAGAAGGAUGCAACUAAAACUGCCGUCUCAGAUGGAACUGUCCAUCCCUUGACCAGCUAUGUGAUUAAUUAUGUGAAGUUCCUGUUUGACUAUCAAUCAACACUGAAGCAACUAUUCCAAGAAUUUGAAAAUGGAGGAGAUUCAAAUUCUCAGCUAGCUGCUGUUACUAUGCGUAUAAUGCAGGCUCUUCAAAGCAAUUUGGACGGGAAAUCUAAGCAGUAUAAGGAUCCUGCUCUGACUCACUUGUUCCUUAUGAACAAUAUUCACUAUAUGGUCAGAUCUGUGCGCAGGUCUGAAGCCAAAGAUUUAUUAGGGGAUGACUGGGUGCAACGACACCGGAGAGUUGUACAACAACAUGCAAAUCAAUAUAAAAGAAUUGCUUGGGCAAAG
Molecule: messenger RNA, 1636 nt
Organism: Nicotiana tabacum (common tobacco)
Lineage: Eukaryota; Viridiplantae; Streptophyta; Magnoliopsida; Solanales; Solanaceae
Source: RefSeq, a predicted model, not a curated record